AUGCCAACGUCCCUUUGGUCUGCUACGGCGAUCGAUGGGCCUUCGCUACAGCCUCUGGAUCGAAACGAGGUGGCGGACGUCAUUGUCGUGGGGGCCGGGUUUACGGGUCUUAGCGCAGCUAUUCACCUGGCUGAGGCGGGUCUUUCCUGCAUUGUCCUGGAUGCCGCUGAGCCAGGUUGGGGGGCUUCUGGACGCAACAACGGUCAGGUGAUAGCGGGUCUUAAACAAGAUCCCGACAUCAUCGAGCAGGUGUACCCGGGCGAGCAGGGUCGAAAACUCGUUCAGUUCGGUAGCGAAGCUCCGGCACAAGUCUGGGAUCUGAUCGAUCGUUAUCAGAUCGAUUGCGCACCGAAUCAUCGCGGUUGGAUUCAGCCCGCUUUUACCCGCGCUGGGUUUGCGGCAGUCAAGGCGCGUUGUGAGACCUGGCGGCAGCGCGGCAUCGAUACCCGAUUGCUUGAGGGCGCUGAGUUGCAUCAGCUUCUUGGCACGCGCAAAUACAGUUUGGGUUGGCUUGACCCUCGCGGCGGGUCGAUUCAGCCGCUGAGUUAUGCGCGUGGCCUGGCCAGCGUUGCAGUCUCGUUGGGUGUUCGUAUUUAUGCCCCGUCAAAAGUCGACGGCUUGAAUCGCACCGAGAACGGGUGGCGUGCUGCCUGCGGUCAAUUUCAGGUCAAGGGCCGUCAUGUGCUUGUGGCAACGGGUGCUUACGCUGAACGACUGGUGCCGAAGUUGCGCACGUCCUUUGUGCCGGUACGGACGGCUCAGGUUGCGACGCGCCCACUGCCUGAUGCCAUGCUUGCUGACCUCUUUCCGACUGUCACCCGAUGGCCGCCUGGUGAUGGGGGAUCUGGCGCUACCGCUGGCCUUGACCAUUCGGCGAUCGUGCCUUACCUGCACAAGGCCGGGGAGGAACUCUUCGGUCAUCUUGGGCGCAUUGAGUGGGAUUUCCAAUGGAGUGGUUUCUUCGCAGUCACCACCGACCAUCUGCCCCAUGUUCACGAGCCUGAGACCAACCUGCAUGUUUCUGUCGGCUGUAACGGCCGCGGCAUCGCGGUCUCUACGUCGUUGGGCAUUCAGUUGGCCAAGCGAAUUCUGGGCAUGUCCGAGCAGGAGCUUCCUGUUCCGGUUUCGUCCAUUGGAACUGUCCAUUUCCAUUUGUUCCGAGGGCUCGGGGUGAAGGCAGCGACGAUGUACAAGCGAUUGCAGGAUCGUAUGGAG
Messenger RNA from Mesorhabditis spiculigera, 1215 nucleotides. Lineage: Eukaryota; Metazoa; Nematoda; Chromadorea; Rhabditida; Rhabditidae. The record is from the annotation of a GenBank genome assembly.